GAAGAAAAGAAUCAUCCAACAAAAGUUAAAAAAGCAGCUCUCGAACUGUGGAUAAGAAAACAGUGCGCUGGAGACAGUCAGCCGAUCGAUCGAUUUGCUCCGAACAGAACAGCUCACUCUAAUCGACCCGUCCGGUGUCCGGGAAUCAGCCAGACAAUUCGGAGAAUCAGAAUGUCCCAACUGCGGUGCGUGUUGCUGGCGUUCGCCGUGAUAGCCAUUUCGUGGGCUGCUGGACAGCAACCGACUGAGGGAUCAAUUGUAAUCCCGGAUUCUUCAACGGUUACGACACCACCGGAUGACAAGAACACAACCACAACCAGUACGCCGCCGCCAACAACACCAACAACCAAGGCCCCGGACAACACAACCACCACCAGUUCAACCACAAGUACCACGACAACGACCACAACAACAACUACUACUACCCCGACUCCAGCUCCGAACACAACUACAACCACCGUGACGCCACCUACCCCGGCGCCCACUCCGGACAAUCAUAAUACAACCACGACCAGCACCACCACCCCAUCGCCGACACCUACUCCAAACCCAACACCAACCCCGACGCCCUCGCCGGCACCCACUCCGGUACCACACUGCAAGCGGUUCGAUGGGUACUCGUUCGUCGGUGGAAUGAUCCUGGCGUACGGAUCGCUCGCGAUCGCCCUCGUGCUGUGGAAAUUCUACAAGGCCCGCACCGAGCGGAACUACCACACGCUGUAAGAAGUGACCGAACAGCGACGAGCAGGGGAAGUUAUCUUCAUUACAGUUGAUUCAACCAAAAAGUCUUAUUUUUUCUUUCAAUUCGAGCGCAUCAACAAAUUGGUUCAUAGACGAUGCUCGUUAUAAGCAGAUGAAUACUAAAGCGUACGAACCUAUUCUUAUUUUUUUACUUCUGAUUUAGUUUUACUUGGGUUUUGAAUUACUUACGUAAAAUCUUCAUUUCUAUUUUGCCCAUUGAUCUAUUUUACAUUAUUUGCUCAAACAGAAUAAAAAGAAUCUCGUUUGAAUGCAGUAUUCAAUAAGAGAAAACUUCGGAAGUUAUGUUUUGUUUAUGUUUUGUUUUUCAUUAGUGCAUGGUAAAGGGAUUUUAUGUCCGAUCACACACACAGUGAACAAAAUUGAUUUUUGAAUUUGGUGCAAAAGUUGCCCAAUGUGCGGCAUGCUUUGAUUAUCUGGUACGUCCUGCACAGUCAGCUUCUGCGAUUCUGAUCAUCUUGUCGAAUAUUAUCAGUUAAGACCAAUGCAUUUAUUGCUGAUCGAAAAGAGCAAAUUGUCCAUCUGUUCGAGGUUUCAAAUUUAUUUUCUUCACUUUUGUUUACGGUCGUGAGUUCCAUGAUCAGCCAGUGAAACUAAUCUUGUGUCAUAAAAAUAAAUAAAAUAAAGAUGUCCAAGGUUUUUAUACGAUUCGACGUAAUUAAUUUUGCGAAUAAGGCUGGAACAAAUAUCAAUUCCUUUUUUUGUUCUGCUGCUAGGCCUUUGAAUAAGGGGAUGCGAAAUUUUAAAAAAAAAUGACAAAAACGCAGAACUCAUUCGUUUUAAUAAAACAAUUUUUGAAAAAGUUGAGGAGAAGCAAAAUUAAAAAAUAUUAUUUGUUCUAGGCCAAAUUUGAUCACAUCCAACAUGAGAAUUUUUCGACAGUUUGCUUUCUGUUUACGGUUCCAUUGAAUAUAUUUUGAAUAAAAAAUUGAGCACACGGGUUUUCAGGCAAAGACGUAGAAAUUAUUGAAGUAUGAUGCACUGUUAUAUAAAUUGAACCACGUGCUAUAAUAUGAAUGAGAUAAAUAAAUGAAUUUGAGGCGAAAGCAAAUAUGAAGUGUUACAAUAAAAGUCUGAAAAAUAUCCUAUCUUUUCGAAAUGCGCAGGAAAUGUUUAUUUGCAAGGAAACAUACAACCCGAAUUGAAAUACAUAAUCUCAAGAAUUACAAUGAUUCAAUAUAAAGAAAGGAUGGAAAGUGCUCUUAAUAAAAAUACAAAAAAGAAUAUAAAUGUUUAUCACAGAAGAAAAAAUCGUUAAAAAUUAAGUCUAAAUGGUAUUCUCUUCGGUGUGCUGUCGAUUGAAAAAGAAAGUAAUCGUACAUCCUUGCUUUGGUAUCUUUAACAAUAGAAUGAGAACAGAGAUUGUCGCCUCUCUAAAAGAGAUGAGGAAAGAAUGACUGCAUUUGGCGUUAGGCGAAAAUUAACAAAAAAAAUCAAUACUGAAUAUCGUUUUAUUAGUAAAACGUCGUCGCAUUAGCGUACUACAUACACACGUACACUAAACACACUAUAAAUGUAAAAGAAACUGUCUUGAAAUAAGCGCUCGUGCUUUCUUCUAGAAUCUAUAAACCAUUGUUUAGUCCACCAUUCUACUUGUGGAUUAGGUUCCUUAUCGCGAAGUGGUCGUGUAAAAUUUAAUAUGAAUUUCAAUGGAAAGGCAGAAACAAAAACACGACAGCAUAAGUUAGAAGAUACCGUCUUGCGGGGCUGUUUUCAAUUUGAGAAGCGUUUCAUUUAAAUUUUAUAAUCCUUAACUUUAACAUCAUCAUAGGUAAAUUAAAUCUUGAUUUUUUCAGAGCUUCAAGCCAGACAGUUUCGAUUACAAAGCUACAGAAAAUUUUCCAAUUCAAUUAAGCUAUAGAAUUACGUUCAUAGCAUUUUAGAUCUAAGGGUAAACAACAACAGCAUACACAUGUUCAGAAAAGCCCUAUUUGACGGUAUAACAAUUAUUUUGAGUAUUGGUAGUGGUUAAGUAGAACGAUAAUUGGCAGACAUGUAAGUUUGAUUUACGUUUGACUUUGUCCAUGGUGAAAGAUGUAAAAUUGUAAUAUCCAUCAAUGGGGAGUGAUCUCGCUGCUAGAACGAGCUUGUGAAAUUAACAAAUCUAUAUUUCAUUUUUUAUUUGAACAGUUUAAAAUAUUAAAUUUACAUUAUUCUCCAGGAAACAAUAAAAAAUAGGCAUUUCAUUUUAAUAUAUCAGUGUAUGUUUUAAAAUCUCAAUCGACAAAAUCAAACUUUGAAGCGAAAAUAAUAUUCAAAAAUCAAAUAAACUACACACAACACUAAUAAUCUCCUACUUAACACAAUGCAUUACAGACUAUACAACAUUACAGCGUAAACAAUACAGUUUAAAAAGCAAACCAUGCUAAUACAACAACAGGCCAUCAACAAACAUUUGUAAAAUAACGAAAUUACUGCAAUGGUAAAAAAAAUCUGAUGAUCCUCUGAUUGAUGAUUAAUAAAAGAACUUUCCUGGUAGUCUCUUGAUAAACGA
This is a messenger RNA of Armigeres subalbatus, 3253 nucleotides long. Its product is annotated as integumentary mucin C.1-like. The record is from RefSeq and is a predicted model, not a curated record. The transcript is spliced from 5 exons. NCBI's taxonomy places the organism in Eukaryota, Metazoa, Arthropoda, Insecta, Diptera, Culicidae. The coding region runs from base 172 to 723 and encodes 183 amino acids. Gene Ontology annotation, cellular component: cytoplasmic vesicle.